Messenger RNA from Pipra filicauda (Wire-tailed manakin), 1284 nucleotides. It is a transcript of the gene LRRC18, whose product is annotated as leucine rich repeat containing 18. Gene Ontology annotation, molecular function: protein binding. The record is from RefSeq and is a predicted model, not a curated record. Lineage: Eukaryota; Metazoa; Chordata; Aves; Passeriformes; Pipridae. Bases 408 to 1199 code for a protein of 263 amino acids. The transcript is spliced from 2 exons.
GUAACACUCCUGUUGCUUAGUAACAAAAGUUUCACGGGCUGCGGAAGGAGCACUGAACAGCAAGACCCUGCAGUGAGAGAAGUCCUUUUGCCACUCCUAUUCCCUCCACACACACAAGUUUCUUGAAGAGCUGCCAUUUUCUGUCAAGAAAGUGCAAUUCAGAAUUCGCAGGACUGUGGAAAGGAAACUGUCCUGUGUUUCCUGCUCACGGGUUUAUUUACAGACUUAAAGACUAAUUCAUAACUCAAAGAAGAGAAGACAGAGGACAACUACACAGUAACAGACUAUGAAGGCUCAGCCCACACAACUGAGAAAAAACAAGCAGCUUGUGACAUCUGUACCUUGCCUUCUAGGCCUUUCUAGCGACUAGCUGAGUCUGGUGUGUCUGUCUAUCUCUUGGUGGAGACAUGGCCAAGGGGAAAGCAAAAGGUCCACAAGGGAAAAGGAUCACCUUGAAGAUGGCCAAAAAUUCAAUCCGGGUAAGUUUUAGUGGAAGGCGCCGUCUUGACUUAAGCAAAAUGGGCAUCGCCACCUUCCCCAAAUGCAUUCUGGAACUGGCUGGUGAUGUGGACGAACUUGAUUUGAGCAGAAACAUGUUGAGAAAGAUUCCAAACACCAUUGAGAAGUUCCAGAACCUGCUCUGGUUGGACCUGCAUAGUAAUCAGCUUGAUGAGCUGCCCAAGGAAAUAGGCUCACUUCAGAACCUUACUUUCCUGAAUAUAUGCAACAACAAGUUGACCACGGAAAGUCUGCCAGAGGAGUUGAACCUUCUCAAGAACCUCAAGACUCUUAACCUUGGCUUGAACUGUCUUGAGACUGUUCCCACCACUCUUGGGGCCCUGAGGGAACUCGUUGAUCUAGGUCUCUUUGACAACGUUUUGACCACCAUACCAAAGAGUGUGAAAAAUCUCCCCAAGAUUGAGAGAAUGAAUGUAAAAAGAAACCCUUUACGAGAGUUAGAAAAGCCAGAGGAGGAGAUUGACACCAUUAAACGCAUAGAAACACUUCACUUAGUAGAAGAGAAAGACCUAUGCUCUUCCUGCCUGAAGAAGUGUAAGGGUGAGAAGGAUGAGCUGCACAGGCUGGAGGACAUGACACCUAGCUCCUCCAAGGAGCUAAGUUUCCCUUUACUCCUUACACCCAAUUCCUCUGCAAAGGAUAAUCAAGAAGAAUGGAGAGUAAGAAGCACAGAUCCUUGAAAUAUACCAAGGCACUCCGCAUAUCAUGUGCUAUGAAGUCCAGUCCAAAAAAGAAAGAAAAAAAAUAAAGCUGACCUCCCUCUUC